CAGAGCCCCGUAAAGGACCUGUACUUCAAGUACCGCCGUUCGUCCAGUGGUGCCCGUAGCGCGUCCCUCAAGCUGACCCAGCACGGGGUGGUGGUGGCGCUGUUCGAGGACGGGCGGGUCAAAGCGGAGCUGUUCUUUGACUUCUCUAGCGUGACCUAUGUGGAGGCGCUCAAGUUCUCGCCCGUCAAGACCUCCAGCGAGAGGAAGCCUAAGGCCAUGUUUGUGCCCGUGGACGAGGGGAAGGGGCCCGUGCCGGAGAAACACGCCUUCUUGCUGGACAAACACUUCCACUUCCUCGUCUCCUCCUCCCACCCGCCCCUGGUCGUGUGUGUGGUGAGGCGGCCCCAGGGGGUCAAGGCGCUGGACUGUCACGUGUUCGCCCUGGACACGGCGGAGAACGCGCUGCACAUCGCUGCUCUGGUCGGCUCCACUCAGAUCCCGGCGGGGCUGCACGGGGAGCCAGUGGGCGGGGAGGUGAGUAGAGGGCGGGGCAGCUUUGACCGGAAGUCUCGCGGGGACGUCAUCCGCACGGAGUACGGCGAGUAUUCCGUGUACAGAGGUCAGGGUCAGGGGUCAAACUACGAGCCCCUGGCUUCCCCCACGGGUCAGCAGCCCCAGUUUUUCCCCGGCCCUGCUGUCGGUGCCGGGCCUAGCCGUAACGGUCAGAGCCCGGUGGGCGUGGUCCCCGGGGGGGUCAUGUUGACUCAGGACGACUUCCACCGACCACAACAGAUCCCCGCCACACAGCACAACAAGGCUCCCUACCUACAGGACGGAGGGGGGCAGACCUUUGUGUACGAGCAGCAGGUCAUGGGUCAAAGGUCAGAGCAAGCCAUGGGUCAAAGGCCGGACAUCUUGCACGGCCGACAAAGGUCUGGAGACAGCACGGACGACUACUCGGGUUUGCUCAACAGAAGUUUCGGCGGCGGCGGCGGUGUGGGGUUGAGACAUGAGGACGG
This is a messenger RNA of Aplysia californica (California sea hare), 959 nucleotides long. RefSeq lists its product as uncharacterized. NCBI's taxonomy places the organism in Eukaryota, Metazoa, Mollusca, Gastropoda, Aplysiida, Aplysiidae. The record is from RefSeq and is a predicted model, not a curated record.